AUGGAGAAGAUUGGUGAUGACGCUAACAAAAAGAAAUUGAUUCUAGUUGCCAUCGGAGGACCUUCUUCUUCAGGAAAAACAACUAUAACCAAAAAUUUGGUCAAAUUGUUCACAAGCUGUAAAAUUGUCCAUCAAGAUGAUUUUUAUAAACCUGAUGAUGAAAUCCCUUUAGAUCCCACAACAAAUGAACAGAAUUGGGAUCAUCCUGAUGCCAUUGAUUUCCAUAAAUUGAAAAAUUUCAUCAAGAAGAUUAGAAAAUAUGGAUCAUCUGAAGUGAAUGAAAAAUUUGAUACUCUAGAACCUGAUAUCAAAAUCAAACUUAGCGAAGAAGAAAUUAAUCACUUGAAAAAAUUGGUAGAUAAAUUCGAAAAUUAUGAUCUUGUCAUUGUGGAUGGAUUCAUGCUAUUCCACGAUGAGGAGUUGGCAAGAUUAUUUGAUUUGAAGUUGUUUUAUUAUGCUGAUUAUGAAACUCUUAAAACAAGAAGAAGUAAGAGGAAAGGUUAUUCAACGGUGGCAGGAUUUUGGGUUGAUCCUCCCAACUACUUUGAUGACUAUGUAUGGCCAGCGUACGAGAAAUUCCACAAGCAUUUAUUCGUGGAUGAAGAUGUGAGUGGCGAGUUGAAUGAAUACAGUAAAUCUCUUGAAAUCAGAGGUUACAAGAAUAGCGAUGAUUCAAAAUUGGCCGACAUGGUAGAAUGGUCAAUCGGCCAAUUAUCAAGAUACAUUGAUAGCAAAUAA
Yamadazyma jaroonii is the source of this 738-nucleotide messenger RNA. Lineage: Eukaryota; Fungi; Ascomycota; Pichiomycetes; Serinales; Debaryomycetaceae. The record is from the annotation of a GenBank genome assembly.